GACCCUGCAUGACGGUCGCUCAUCGCUUCAUGCACGCAUGCACGCACGCACGCACGUGAUGAGAGAAUCGGAACGAAAGUGAACUGUAGAACGACGACGACGACGACGACGACGACGAUGACGAUAUGAAGAACAUAUAUGACCACGGGGAAAUUUUAAGUGAGGUCACGCUAGCUAGCUAGGGUGAGAGAAAAAGAAGAGGGAGGCAAGGGUCAGCGACAACAGGAAACGAGACAUAGUAUCGCUCAGCACCGGACGUCGUAACUUCCGAGUCCUUUGGUCUCUGCUCUCCCCUGCGUUGUCCAUCGCUACGCAUCGUCGGGAUAUCCAUCGGUAGAUAUGCAACGAAGAGAACCCUCAUCAAAAUUUCCAUCGAUAGAGGGCGCAUUGGAAGACAACCAAAGCAGAAGCGAAAGGUAAUGGCAACGUUCAUGUUGGAAAUCACGAGGAUAUCACGAGUAGUGCACCCGCUCUAACGCGCCCUUUCCUAGAAGGAUAGAGAAAAAAAGUAAGAAAUAAAGAAUGAGAGAGAGAAAGAUCGAGAAGGGAGGAAGAGGGAGAGAGAGGGGUAGAGAGCGUGAACUCAGAGGUGGAACGUAGAGAAAACGGGCAGGGCGCGAGAACGAGAGAGAGAAAGAGAGAGAAUGAGAAAGAGAGAGAGAGAGAGAGAGAGAGAGAGAGAGAGGGUGGGGAGACAGAGGAAAAGGAGGAGAAGUGAGCUCCUUACAGUGCAUUGCCUUACGAUCUUCCCCGAGUUCCCGUCGCACCCCGGACGCCGACAAAUCGCGUCCAACGUGCUUCUCAUGAAGAGAUCCACAAAAGCAGCUUCGCCGUCGAGAGAGAUUCGGGUCGUCGCUUGGCGGCAGCUCUUCUAGAGAGAGAGGAAGAGGAGGAGGAGGAGGAGUCAACUCGUAUAUGCGUGUGUAUGCGUGUAUACGUGAGGACGAGAGAACACAAAUACACGCAUUAUAGACGUAUACACAUGUUUGCAUUUACGUAUGGGUUGCGUCUAUCUAUCUUUACGUAUGGUGUUUAUAUGUGCAUAUGAGAGAGAAAGAAAGAGAGAGAGAGAGAGAGAGAGAGAAAAAGAGAGAGAGAGAGAGAGAGAGAGAGAGAGAGAGAGAGAGAGAGUAAGAGGGUACAACACCGCACCCCGUUUGCUCUUCUUGGCUUUCUUCCUUCUCUUCGAAGGAGAAGCCGUCGUCGGGAACGGUGAAAUGAUGACGAUGACGAUCGUCUUGUCCAUGCGAGUGUUCUCCUUCACGUCCCUCUUGAGAAUACGGUGAACUCUGCUUAUACGGUUUUCGUCUUCUCUCUCAUCUCCAUUCUCUCGUUAAGGGGAAAGAGAGGAAGAAAAAGAGAGAGAGAGAGAGAGAGAGAGAGAGAGAGACUUUCACCGAGAGAUGCUAUGCCAGUUCGGAGGGCUAUAGGGUUAUCAUCCGGGCUUCUCUCUCCUUUUACGACUUACGCUUUUGGCGCGGAAUUUAUGCGGCGGUAUGACUUCACGCUGCACUCUCGUCCUCCUUUUUGAACGUUCGCACGUCCUUCUUUAGGAUACGAUUUACAUUUUCACUUACAUAAUCCGAAACCGAAAUUUUUUUGCAACGGUCUAAUAUAAAGUUUGACAAAGUCAAACAAUUAAAAAAAUUUUCAGAAUGAAUAUUAAGUGGUCAGACUAGAUUUAAUCAUUGUCAUUUCAAAAUGGCAUUUUUAAUUAAAUGGUUGAAAGUCGAAGAAUUGUUAAAAGUAUUUGUUAGAUUUAAACACGGUUCAAAUCAUUGGUCUGUAAUUAGGAAGGAAAAGACACAUAAGAACAGAGCAUUGGCAUAUUUUGACGACUUUUAUGAUAAAGUAUAUGGAAAAGCGUGGAAGGACAUAAGAACUGCAUUGCUACAAGAGGAAAACAAAUAUAUAGCAGUGGUUAAUAAUUUUAGCGAUGUAAAAAGAAUACAAACGUCUUUGGAGAAUUCUGGGGCGAUAAAUUUGAAGUUAGUAUAUGAUGCAUUUGUGGAAAAUGUACAAGAUCAAAGGUUUCAAAAGAAGCCAAGGAAAACUAUUAAGUUAAAUGAUCGAAUGGAUAAUAUAAUAUCGGAAAGACAAAUAUCAAAAGUACAGUCGGUUUAUCCAAUUGAUUAUGAAUCAUCUCCAGAUUCACUGACCUAUACAGAGAACAAUGAUAGGAACAUCAAUAUUAAUAAACCAUUAGAAUUAGUACAUUUAAAAUCUAUAGCAGAAGAUUCAAAUGAUGUGAACAUUGACAGCAAUCGUAUUGUUCUUCCCUCUGAUGGUUUAGCAGGACUUUAUGAAUUUGUACCAGUAACAAAAUUGAAAGGUAUGGAUGAAUGGGUUUUAGAAUCUGAACAUUAUGAAUAUUAUCAAAAGGCAGGUGAUUUUAAGAUACCUGUGGAAAAAGAGAAAAUUUUGUCUUUUCCAAAACAUCUUAAAUUGUAUACAUAUGAAGAGUUUAGCGAAGAAAAAUUUUCAGUCCCACAAAAAGGAUCCACUGGAGUAUUAGAUUAUUAUCUUUUUGAUGGAGGCUCAAUAUUACCUAUCUUGGCUCUUGAUAUACAAUUAGGUGAUUAUGUAUUAGAUAUGUGUGCAGCACCUGGAGGAAAGACUCUGACAAUUUUGCAAACACUUAUGCCCAAUUUAGUGGUAGCAAAUGAUCUCUCGCAGUCUAGAGUAAACAGAAUAAAAAAAGUAUUAAAUCAAUACAUAGCAGAUAUAGGACAGAUAAAUGACAAAUUGUUUAUAACAGAAGAAGAUGCACGUAAAAUUAAUGAUAAAGACGUAUAUAAUAAGAUACUUGUUGAUGUCCCAUGUACAACAGAUAGACAUGUAUUACAUGAAAAUAAUAACAAUAUUUUUAAACCUACAAGAAUUAAAGAAAGAUUGCGAAUGCCAGAAAUCCAAGCAGAUAUUUUAUUCAAUGCAUUGCAAUUAGUAACUGUUGGUGGUACUGUCGUAUAUUCUACCUGUUCUCUUAGCCCUAUACAAAAUGAUGGGGUUAUACAAAUGGCACUAAAACGAAUGUGGGAAGAAAGUAAUACUGUUAUAAUUGUAAAAGAUAUGUCGGAGGCAUUAGAUCCAUUGCAAACAUUGUUUAAUUUUGGAAAUUUUGGCUUGAAACAUGGACAUAUUGUCAUACCUACUAUUGGUUAUAAUUGGGGUCCUAUGUAUUUUUGUAAAAUGGUUAAAUUGAAAUGAUGAAGGUAAGGUAGUUAAAUCACACUUACUUAAUUUAUUAAUAAAUUAUAUAUAUAUAAAAGUUGUAGACAUAAUAAUAAUAAAUUUAUAAAAGUAUAAAAAUAAUCUGUAAAAAAUGUACCAAAUGUAAAUAUUUCUGUGUUAGUUUAACUAUUAAAGCAUAGAUAUUUUAAUUUAUAUUUACAAUUAAGUAAAGUAAUUUAUAUUUCCAAUAUUGUAACAGUUCUUAAGUAAUUUUGUACCUUUACAUUAUGAGACUUUUUUACACCACAUUAAAAUAUGCAUAUUUCAUCAAAAAAUGUUAAAAUUUACAUUAAUAAUAGCAUAUCCCCGCGCUUAUAAUAAUAUAUAGCGUCGAUAUGUAUAUACCAUUGGUUUUCUUCGAUCUUUUGUUAAUACAUUGCAGUUUUUGCUAAUCUCGCACUCUCAACUGUGCUAUAUAAUAGACGCGUAUCUCAAUAGGUUAUGAGGUUAAUUCUUAGAUUUCAUCACGUUCCACAUGUUUACAAGGAAAAUUAUUUAUAUCAUAAAUGUGUGACAAAUUGAAUAAUUAUAUAUGAUUAAAUAACAUAGAUACAAUGAAUCGUGGGAUCAUAUAGAUGGAUCCAUUGUGAAAACCGAAGAGAAUGCAGCUACGUGAAAGAUUACACAGAAAGACUAAAAACUCUCGGCCUAAUUAUAAAUCUAAGUAUUAAAUCAAGCGAGUUCAAACAUAUAAAAUGGAAAAAAUGUCAUUAAAAAUAUAAGAAAUAAUUAAAAAUAUCUAUGAAUGUGAAGAUCCUACUAUGAGAUGAUGUAUACUCUUUAAACCGAUCGAAGAAAAAAAUAAACCAAAGUGUGGCACAGUAUGUAAAUCGAUUUAUUCAAAAAGCAGAAUAAUUAGAUGAAUUUGGCAUACAAUCAUUAAUACCUGUUAGUUAAUUCAUUGUCUAAUGAAUAUGAAACAGUCAGCAUAACUAUUGAAUCCAAAAAAGAGAAUCUUCAUUUAAAAAAUUUUAAAUAAAAUUAAUGAAAAAAGAUAUAACAAAAACAGAUAUCAAAUUAUGAACAAUGUCAACUUGAUAGAGAAGAAGCAUUAUCAUUAUAAGUACUAUUACUAAAUAGAAACACAUGUGGAUAAAAAAGUUAUAUAGCAAGAUAAACUAGAAAUGAAAGAAAAGGUAUAGCUACGAGAAAUUACGAAGAUUCAUGUCCACUAUAGAUAAAACAAUGAUAAAUAUUUGUUAAUUAAUUUAGAUUUGAUAAAUUCGACAUGUGAAGAUAACGUAAAUAUUAAAAUGAAUACAAAAAAAGAAAGAGAAAAGAAACUAAUGCAAAAGAAAGUAAUGAAAAAAGAAAGAAAAAGGAAAAAAGAACAGCAACAUUUCAACCAGCAAUCCCAUGAUUAAUAAUCUGGAACACUUUGCAAUGAGUUACACAGCUUGUUAUCUAAAUGUUAAUAUCUACUGCUCAUACACGUCAUAAAUGAAUUGAUAUUUUGCAAAAUUAAUUUUUUCGAAAGUGAGAAUCGUGUGUUACUGCUGCGACAAAUUAAAAUAGGAACGUAGAUCACGUAUAUAAUAAUAAGUAAUACCGCGACUGUCGGGGUUUUAUUCUAGUUAUGUUCAUGAUUGAAUUAAAAUUGUUAUUAAAAUAUUACAAAUUCAGGAAAAUUGGAAAUAAACGAAUUAAGUAAACACUAUGCAACAUGAUAAAUAAUAUAUACUAUUUUAUACUUCAAUAAUUAUAUAAGUAGUAUAUAUUUGCAAAAGCGAGUAUAUUUGUGAACUAGUUAACAUUGUGUUAAGGUCUUGGCAAACUGUAGUGCAACAACAUGCACAUGGGUAAUAAUAAAAAGAAAUUUAAAAGCACUAAUGAAAAUAGUAGAAUGCAUACAACAGAAAAUUAUAUAAAUUCAAAAAGAAGGAAAAAACUAACAAUAACAUUAAAGUAUAAUUGUCAGAUCAGGAAGCAAAUGACAUCGAAUAAAGAGAUAUAAUGUUUAUACAAGAAUUAAAAAGUAAUUUAUUAGUAUCAAGUAUCACUUGAGUAUAUAAUGCAGUUAUAAGAAGAAAAUAUGGGUCCAUUUCCACGAAAACUACAAUGAAAGAUGAACUGUAAUCCAUUUAAAUGAAGAAUCCAAUCAGUUAGUCAUGUUGUCACAAAUUUCUAAUAAAAAGCAACAUGAUCACUGAAGUAAAUGAAAUUACAGUACAAAAGAGCUGAUACCAGCAUUAAAACUACUCCAGCCACGAGAGGCUGUAUGUAACCCAAAAUUCAAAGAAUUGGAAAAUGUGAUAGACCAAGAAAGUUAUAUAAUUCAUCAAUGACAGCUCAAAAUGAUCAGUAUGUUGUAAAGAAAGUUAUAGAUAGUCUAAAAAGAGAAUUGUGACUAGAGGCAGUUAAGAUUAAAAGAAAACAAGAUGGAUUGGUGAACAAAUUCAAAGCGAAAUUAAUUGCAAAGGAAUUGAUUAUGAGGAGGUUUUCGUUCCAGUUGGUCUAUCUACGCGGUACAUGUGAAGAAUGACAUGACUGAUUCAAUAUUCCAGAAAAAGACAGUUAUAAAGAGAGAUGACUACGCAUCAGAAAUCAUAACGACUGUGAGCGAAAAAGCCACUUGACACUCGAAGGAGCGACAAUCAGAAUGUAAACGCAUGAAACCGAUACAUCGGUCUGUGGCAGUUUUCGCAUAGGUACUGAGGGGUGAUGUGUCGAUCUGCUGGUAGUAAAAGGUUUAAAUAGGAUAAAUUGAGUUAAGAAUUUAUUGAAAUUAGUUUUUCAAACAACAAACAUCAAAUGCAAUAUUAAUAAAAACAGCUACUUACUGCAAUGUAAACAUAUUAAAAAUGUGAUGGAAAACAUUACAAAUUAAUGGGUAGUUUAAUAUAUUUAUCUUACAGUUGUCUAGAUAUUGUUUGUCACGAAAGCAUUUAAUCGAUUUUGUAAUAAUUCAGAUAUAAAUCUUUGAAGAAAAUAAUGCUACGUGCUAAAGUAUUUAUGUGGAA
Messenger RNA from Vespa velutina, 6191 nucleotides. Its product is annotated as 5-methylcytosine rRNA methyltransferase NSUN4. Gene Ontology annotation, cellular component: mitochondrial large ribosomal subunit. Gene Ontology annotation, biological process: rRNA methylation. Gene Ontology annotation, molecular function: methyltransferase activity. NCBI's taxonomy places the organism in Eukaryota, Metazoa, Arthropoda, Insecta, Hymenoptera, Vespidae. The transcript is spliced from 13 exons. The record is from RefSeq and is a predicted model, not a curated record. Bases 1702 to 3207 code for a protein of 501 amino acids.